Molecule: messenger RNA, 1710 nt
Organism: Symbiodinium natans
Lineage: Eukaryota; Dinophyceae; Suessiales; Symbiodiniaceae
Source: the annotation of a GenBank genome assembly
AUGGCAGCCAAGAUGGAGGAGGAAGACAAUCCUUUCAAGCUGCCCCCUGAUGACCAGAUCUUUGCCAUCCGGGAAAAGGAGCGGCAGCGUCGCGCCGAGGAGCGCGAGAAGGUCAAGCACCAGCACGUUUGGGAGAAGCUGACAUCAGCCUCCCGAAUUAGCCGGACUCGACGGGUAGAUGAUGGGGUCGACGAUGCGCAGGUGGCCGCCGAAGCUGCGCGGAAAGCGCGGUCAGAUCCCCGCCCUGAGGGCUUGGCCAUCGGCCGCGAUGCCCGCAGGGAGAAGGAGAACAUCGCAGACUUUGUUGCAAAGAAACGCGAGAUGUUCUUGGUUCAGAUGAGCCUAGAUGUCAAGAAAGCAGAGAUCCUGAAGCUGGAUGCCAGAGCGAAAGAUAAAGAGGAGGCUCUGAACAAGUCAAAGCAGAUGCUAGACAAGGAUGUCGAACGAUUUGAUGCCUUUCUUAGUAACAAUGAUGACAGGGCCCAUGACGCCAUGCAGAAGGCCGACAAAAUGGCCAAAGACAAGCAAGAUCGGGUCAUCCGAAUCAAGCAGCUGAAAUCACAACUGAGUGCAAUCCAGAGUGAGAUAGCUAAACAUCGAGAGCAGAAAGAUGAGUGUUUGAGGUUCAAGGACUUCCUUGUCAAUCUCACGCCGGCCGAGUGGAAGGAGCAGAAGCGGGAGGAGAAGAAGCAGCGCAAGCAGGAGCGACGACGGAUCGCCGUGGAUGCGCGAAUGGGAGAAAUCGAAGAGAAGAUGCAUGCCGAAAUCGAAUCUGAAGAGCAGGCAUUUAAGGAAAAAGAGGAGAAAGAGAAGAAGGGCCGCCGUCGCCAGAAGAAGACCGAGGAGGACGAGCAAAAAGAGAGAGACCAAAUGGAAGCACGCCGGCGCCGCAUUGCCAGAAAGUAUCCAACAAGGGACCAGGUGGAUGCGGAGUACAUUGAGUAUUCCAGCGGCGAAGAAAUGCCCUUGUAUUUUCAAGAGCCCAAGCAGCUCCUCGACAUUUUCACUUCGCUUGAAGAGUCCAAUCUUUUCCUCAUACAGAACUCCCAGGAUACAGAGCAAGCUCUGGAAGAGUUAGAGCAAAAGUUUGCAGCCAUGCGAAAAGCACGCGAGGCCAUGAGUAACAAGAUGAAGCUACAGAUCGGGCAGCUAGAGCGCCAGAUUUCGGAUGAGAAAAGCAAAUGCGAUGAGUUGAAGCAGGCAAUAUCGCAGAAGCAUGGCGGCUCCGAAAUCGAGGAUCUUCUGGAAAAGCUUGGCGAAGGGGUCCAGGAGGUGCACAGCAUAUGCACCCACGAGAACCAAGAUGAUGGCGACACCUUGCAGAUGCUGGCUCGGAUCGAGUCAAAGCUCGAGGAGUACCUUGCUUACCUGGACGAGGCGGAGGAGUCCGGGCUCGGAGCUCGCGUCUUGGCCGAAGAGCACAAGAAGGAGCGGCAGAGAAGGUUGGACCUGCGCAUGAGCCGCAAGUUGCAUCAAGAGAAGAAGAUCGAGGAUCGCUUGAAGGCAUCGUUGCAUCGAUCCCAGGCUCCUGUACAUAAGAAGGUGGGCAAGCAGAUCAUGUUCCGCUCCGCCCCGCUCUUCCAAGCGAGACGUGUCGUGCAAGAGGAUGAUGGCUACGAGGAGGCUGUUCGCGAGCACAAUAUCUUCGGAAUAUGGUUGGAUAAGGAAGGUGUCCCGAACGCCCAGCAACCAGAAAAAGCGGAAACCUGA